UGAGAGAAGCGGCUAAGGGCGCAGGAGCAUCUCUCAAAAGGGGACGCCACGGGCCAAAUGUCUGAGAGCGAGCCCAGCCGCUCCCCGGACCCACGCCGCGGGCGACAGUGAUGCUGCAGAACCAGAGGGAGCGACUCGUCGCCGCCGCUCUCCGCGCUGGCGGAGAACCCAGCGCCCGCCUUCUUCAGGGGAAGCAACCGUGGCCAUAGCUCGUGACUUGCCCCCUGAGCACUUACCCUGGAAAGAAAUCCUUGAAAAAGUUGCAUUAAAAACAAAUCCUUGCUCUGACCUUUGGGGCCGUGAGGGCCGAAGAAGCGUUUGUGUGAGUGCAAGCAAGAAAGCGAAAGGUGUGUGUGCAUGGGGGCCGCGGUGGGGGCACCCUCCGCUGCUACUUUGCCUAGCGCUGUGUGAGGCUCUGGGCUUCGCCCUCGGGACCCUGGGGCAGCGAUGAGCCCCUGCUGGCGGGCCCGGCUACACAUGUCCAGAGGGGCCAUGGCUGUACUGGCGUGGAAGUUGCCGCGGAGCCGGCUGCCGGUGGGAGCCAGUGCCCUCUGCGUCGUGGUCCUCUGUUGGCUCUACAUUUUCCCCGUCUACCGGCUGCCCAACGAGAAGGAGAUCGUGCAGGGGGUGCUGCAACAGGGCACUGCGUGGAGGAGGAACGAGACGGCGGCCAGACUCUUCAGGAAACAGAUGGAAGACUGCUGUGACCCCGCCCAUCUCUUUGCUAUGACUAAAAUGAAUUCCCCCAUGGGGAAGAGCAUGUGGUAUGAUGGAGAGUUUUUAUACUCAUUCACCAUUGACAAUUCAACUUAUUCUCUCUUCCCCCAGGCAACCCCAUUCCAGCUGCCCUUGAAGAAAUGUGCGGUGGUGGGAAAUGGUGGGAUUCUGAAGAAGAGUGGCUGUGGCCGUCAAAUAGAUGAAGCAAAUUUUGUCAUGCGGUGCAAUCUCCCUCCCUUGUCAAGUGAGUAUACUAAAGAUGUGGGAACCAAAAGUCAUCUAGUGACAGCUAACCCCAGCAUAAUUCGGCAAAGGUUUCAGAACCUGCUGUGGUCCAGAAAGACAUUUGUAGACAACAUGAAAAUUUAUAACCACAGUUACAUCUAUAUGCCUGCCUUUUCUAUGAAGACAGGAACAGAGCCAUCCCUCCGGGUUUAUUACACACUGUCAGAUGUCGGUGCCAAUCAAACAGUACUCUUUGCUAACCCCAACUUUCUGCGUAGCAUUGGAAAGUUCUGGAAAACUAGGGGAAUUCAUGCCAAACGCCUGUCCACGGGACUCUUUCUGGUGAGCGCAGCCCUGGGCCUCUGCGAGGAGGUGACCAUCUAUGGCUUCUGGCCCUUCUCUGUGAAUAUGCAUGAGCAGCCCAUCAGCCACCACUACUAUGAUAAUGUCUUGCCCUUUUCUGGCUUUCAUGCCAUGCCGGAGGAAUUCCUCCAACUCUGGUACCUUCAUAAAAUCGGCACACUGAGAAUGCAGCUGGACCCAUGUGAGGACACCUCGCUUCAGCCCACUGCCUAGGGACGGUGGGAAAAGAAAGAACUAAGCCAGGGUAUUUUUGUUAGGUUUUCUACGUGACUGCAAAAGGAAAUGGUGACGUCAUUUUAUGGAUUUGCAUGGGCCACUUGCAAACAGCAACCACCACGAAGGAAACUCUACUUUUAAUGUUGUCUUGGAGGACAAAUAAGAAGUGAAACGUUCUAUGAAAUAUUUUAUAGCACAUUGUGGAUUUGCAACUAGUAACAGUCUGAUGAAAUGAUGUUGGUGAAGCACAUGUACGUGGUUUAUGUCAAGAAGGGACAGUUCACAAAUAAGAUGAAACUCUAAUUGUUGAAGAUGAAGAAUUAAUCAAGGUUAAUAAAGGAAAUGCCAGGGCAAAGUGUUAUUGAUUACAAUACUAACUGGCUUUAAAAAAAAACAACUAUUCAUGAAGACUGACAUUAGAACAUAGGUUUUUUUUAAAAAGUAUUAUUUAUUUUUGCCCUAUUUAGGGGCAGUGAUGGGUGAUGGGGUAGAUUUUA
This is a messenger RNA of Molossus molossus (Pallas's mastiff bat), 2018 nucleotides long. It is a transcript of the gene ST8SIA1, whose product is annotated as ST8 alpha-N-acetyl-neuraminide alpha-2,8-sialyltransferase 1. The transcript is spliced from 5 exons. Bases 448 to 1518 code for a protein of 356 amino acids. The record is from RefSeq and is a predicted model, not a curated record. Lineage: Eukaryota; Metazoa; Chordata; Mammalia; Chiroptera; Molossidae. Gene Ontology annotation, biological process: oligosaccharide metabolic process; N-glycan processing. Gene Ontology annotation, molecular function: alpha-N-acetylneuraminate alpha-2,8-sialyltransferase activity.